CAUUACACUCUCCGCACAUCAAACACACUUAGUAAUAACACCAACACCAAUUCAUUUGCAAAUAUCUAAAAUUUUAGAGUCUUCAAUUACCAUAAGAAAAUGAAGCAAACUCUCAUGUUCUCACUCAUACUACUACUACUACUUUCCCCCAUCUUCUCAAUCACCACUUUAGCUCAAUCAUCACCAGCUCCAUCCCCAAAAGCUCCAACAAAACCAGCCCCUACAAAACCAACCCCUUCAACAGUACCUUCUCCAGCACCAUCAAAACCAUUAGUCCCAGCAUUACCACAAUCACCAACAACAAAUCCUGAUUCAUCAGGAAACCAAGACAUAAUCAAGAUUCUAAGAAAAGCCAAAUCAUUCAACACACUUAUCAGGUUGCUUAAAACAACACAAAUCAUCAACCAAGUCAAUGCACAGCUUGUAACAACUAAAAAUGGUGGCUUAACAAUCCUUGCACCCGACGACGGCGCCUUUUCGCAGCUCAAAGCUGGUUACUUCAAUUCCUUGGGAGAGAGGCAACAAAAGGAACUGCUACAGUAUCAUGUUAUUCCUGUUUAUGUAUCAAGUUCAAAUUUUGAUUCUCUUAGUAACCCUGUCUUGACUUUAGCAAGUGAUAGUCCUUCUGGGUUUCAGAUUAAUGUUACAGCAUAUGGUAACAGUGUGAAUAUUUCAACUGGGGUUGUUGAUGCAACAAUCACAGGAAUUGUUUAUACUGAUAAGACACUUGCUAUAUAUCAUGUUGAUAAGGUUCUUGUUCCUUUGGAUUUUGUUAAGCCUAAGGCUAUUGCUCCAGCACCAGCUGUUGCUAAGGCACCUAAAGCUGAUAAAGAGAAUUCAUCUGCAGAAAAUGAUGAUGAUCAGGGUCAGGCAAAAAAGGAUAGUUCUGAUGCUGUUAGUUUGAUUGAUAUGCAUGGAACAGUGUUGCUGUCUCUUGGAGUUUCUCUGCUUGUAGCUGCUGUUACAGCUAUGCCAUGUUGAAGUUAAAGAACAAUAUUCAUUUGCAAGUUCUUUAUAUGUUUUCAGAACAAGCAUAUGCUAUUGCUGUGGAGUUCUGUUUAUGUUGCUUCUUGGUAUUUUAAGAAAAGUGUUGUUUGUAAGCUAUGUGAACCAUUUUGUUCUGUUCUUGUUUUGUCAUUAAAACUAUUUAUAUGAUUGUUUUAUUGUCUAAGACUAAAAAGAAUAUUUCAUUAAUUCCUGUACCAAA
Messenger RNA from Cicer arietinum (chickpea), 1207 nucleotides. Its product is annotated as fasciclin-like arabinogalactan protein 11. Lineage: Eukaryota; Viridiplantae; Streptophyta; Magnoliopsida; Fabales; Fabaceae. The record is from RefSeq and is a predicted model, not a curated record. Gene Ontology annotation, biological process: plant-type secondary cell wall biogenesis. Gene Ontology annotation, cellular component: plasma membrane.